AGAUAUGGCUGCUGCAAACUCUCUGCUAUCUGAGGAUCAGUUUCUCUGCUCCAUCUGUCUGGAUGUGUUCAAUGAUCCUGUCACCAUACCAUGUGGACACAACUUCUGAAAAAAUUGCAUCACUGAACACUGGAACACCAGCGACCAGUACAGGUGUCCAAUGUGUAAGGAAGCUUUUACCAAUAGACCUAAACUGAGGGUCAACACUUUCAUCUCUGAGAUGGUUGGUCAGUUCAGAGACAAAGCUCAGCAGGAAGCCAGCAGCAGCAGCAGCUCAGAGCUUCAAGAGUCCAAACCAGUAGAAGUUCUAUGUGAAGCCUGCACUGGAACCAAACUGAAGGCCCUGAAGUCCUGCUUAGACUGUCUGGUCUCCUACUGUGAGACUCACCUGGAGCCUCAUCUGACAGCUUCACGUCUGAAAAGACACCAGCUGAUCGACCCUGUGGAGAACCUGGAGGACAGGAUGUGUAUGAAGCACGAUAAACCUCUGGAGCUGUUCUGUAAGACCGAUCAGACCUGUGUCUGCAUGCUCUGCUCUGUUUUAGACCACAAGACACACGAGUUUGUUCCUCUGAAAGAAGAAUAUGAAGAAAAGAAGGCAGAGCUGGAGGAGACAGAGGCUGAAAUUCAGCAGAUGAUCCAGAAAACUCGACUGAAGAUUCAAGAGAUCAAACACUCAGUGGACCUCAGUAAGGACGAUGCAGACAGAGAGAUGGCAGAAGGUGUUCGAGUCUUCACCGCUCUGAAGGAGUCUGUUGAGAGAGGCCGGGCCGAGUUCAUCAACACGAUCGACAAGAAGCUGAAAACAACAAAGAAACAGGCCGAAGCUUUCAUCAAAGAGCUGGAGCAGGAAAUCUGUGAGCUGAUGAAGAGGAGCACUGAGGUGCAGCAGCUCUCACGCUCUGAAGACCACCUCCAUCUAAUCCAGAGAGUCCAGUCUGUUAACUCUGCUCCACCCACCAAAGACUGGACAGAGGUUAAUGUCUGUCAACCACUUUAUGAGGAGACUGUGAGGAACGCUGUGGCUCAGCUGGAGGAGACUCUCAGUGAAGAGAUGAAGAAGUUGUUGGAUCAAGCUGAGCUGAAGAGAGUCCAGCAGUAUGCUGUGGAUGUAACUCUUGAUCCUGAUACAGCACAUCCUGAUCUCAUACUGUCUGAAGAUGGGAAACAAGUUCAUCUUGGUGACGUGACGAAGAAUCUUCCAGACAACCCAGAGAGAUUCUCUCUUUGUGUUAGUGUUUUAGGAAAGCAGAGUUUCUCUUCAGGCAGAUUUUACUUCGAGGUUCAGGUUAAAGGAAAGACUGGUUGGGAUUUAGGAGUGGUCAGAGAGUCCAUCAACAGGAAGGGAUUAAUCACACUGAGUCCUGAGGAGAGUUUGUGGUCUAUAUGUUUGAGAAAUGGAAAUAAGUACACAGCCCUUGAUGACCCUCCAGUCCGUCUCUCUCUGAAGUGUCGUCCUGAGAAGGUGGGGGUGUUUGUGGAUUAUGAGGAGGAUCUGGUCUCCUUUUAUGACGUGGACUCUGCAGCUCUGAUCUACUCCUUUACAGACUGCUCCUUCACUGAGAAACUCUUACCUUACUUUAGUCCCUAUCUUAAUGAUGGAGGUAAAAACUCUGCACCUCUGAUCCUCUCUCCUAUUGGGUCCAGCUAACACUGUCAGCUCACACUUUACAGUCCGAUCGUCUGGCACGACCUGAGAGCUCACACUUCAUUAAAUUGGGAUGGAAAAUUUGCAGUUGUCUAAAGAUCAAAGUUAAAGUCAAAGUCAACUUUAUGGUCAAUUUCAAAAUAUGCCAGACAUACAGUGGAAUCGAAAUUUCAUU
Labrus bergylta (ballan wrasse) is the source of this 1823-nucleotide messenger RNA. Its product is annotated as nuclear factor 7, ovary-like. Lineage: Eukaryota; Metazoa; Chordata; Actinopteri; Labriformes; Labridae. Gene Ontology annotation, molecular function: zinc ion binding; protein binding. The record is from RefSeq and is a predicted model, not a curated record.